Molecule: messenger RNA, 1413 nt
Organism: Durusdinium trenchii
Lineage: Eukaryota; Dinophyceae; Suessiales; Symbiodiniaceae
Source: the annotation of a GenBank genome assembly
AUGGCAGAUGAGCCAGCAGAACUGGCUUUGACAGAAGUAGAAGAGAAAAGCAAGGAAGAGGAGGACGAGGGCAGUGAGGUCAGGGACGAGAAAGAUGAGGCAAAGCCGAAAUUCCAGUCCCCGGCAGAUCCUCGGCACUUAGAAGCCUUGUCCAACCGCUACCCCGCAUGUUGCAGAAUUGAAGCUGCAGAGCACAGGGCGAUUUCUUUUGCACAAUUGCAAGAUGUAGUGAACUAUUCUCUGACAAGCAGCACUUGUUGGGACCUUGACACGCCACAUGGGCCAUGGGCGUUGACCCAUUACGAUAUCAUGAAAUGGCUUGUGACGCCUUCCACGCAGGCUCACCAAUGCUCAUUUACCGAACUCGUCGCAGCUGGUGCCCAGUCAGCCGAAGUUUAUGUGAGCCACUGCUUUGGGCAACCAGCACGAGAUAUGCUGGAAUGCCUCCAGCAGCAAUCAAGAACUCGUUUGCUUGGCGAUGCAUUCUUUUGGAUUUGGGCCUAUGCACAUCAACACGGUCAGAGCUUUGUGCCAGAGAGUUUGCAUGACUCAGAUGCCUUCCAGGCAAUGAAGGCCUCUCAAUGGGUUCUUCUGCCAUUGGGCAUGAGUUCCCUCUUCAGCAGAACUUGGUGCUUGAUAGAAGUUACGCUGGCUGUUGUGGAGCUGCAGAAACCAUUGGACAUGGUAGCCUUUGCAUUGGAGGGCCCCGUUGUUUUGACGCAGAGCCUCACAGAAGUUGAAUGCAGAAUGGAAAGCAAACUGCAAGGAACAGGCUUUCGUGAGAAGAACAGAAGGGAAGAGACGUUUCCAGCAGACGUUUUGACCGCUGCGCUUGACAUUGCAAUUGAGAGAUCAGACGCCGUGAGCAAGAUGGACCGGAACCGUUUGCUGCACAAGCUCCUAGAAGAACAAGGUGUGGACCUUGCGGCUGUGGCCUUGAAUCGGUAUUUUGAAAGGGUGAAUGUGAAGCUUCGUGGCCUUUUCGCCUCCAUGAUGUGGCUGCCCAUGGUUGAAUCCGAGAAGCUUCCGCGAAAUGCACUGGCCGAAUGCGUGAAAGCUAACGUAUCAAACGACUCCUUGAUCGUUAACUUAUGCGCGUCCAAGGUGGACGAUGCUCAUUUGUCACUGCUAGCAGGAUCCAUGCACAAUCAUCUCUCUCGAGUGGACCUGAACUUUUGCAUGUGCUCCAAACUCACUGGAAAGGGAGUCGAGGACUUGUGCAGGCAUAUGCCUCAAAAGCUGAAGACUCUGAAGCUAAACUUCAAGCAGCUUGGACAAAAAUUAGAAACGAGCCAGAAGUCAAUUCCUUUUGACACUUGCGGCCACUCUGAUGGCUGUUGCGCCAUAGGAUCAGAUAUAUAUUUUGGGUUCACACUAGUAGGACGUGUUUACGGGCAUCCGCUUUCCGCUUAA